UCUCCGCAGCCUAUCACAUAUCCGCUGCAAAUGCGUAGAUCCCUCACUUUCUUCAGUCGCGAGGAAUCUUGUGCAGAGAUUUUGAACUCUUUUCUCAUCCAGCAGCCGCACGUUUCUCCACAGCAGCAACAAUCACUCUCGUGCCUCACCUUUGCCACACCUUUAAUGGGGUCUUUCACACCUCUGGAGGAAAAUGCCUGUUAUGAAAGGAUUAUUAGCGCCUCAAAACACAUUUCUGGACACUAUUGCGACACGUUUUGACGGCACACACAGUAACUUCAUUCUGGCAAAUGCUCAGGUGUCCAAGGGCUUCCCGAUCGUGUACUGCUCCGAUGGUUUCUGUGAGCUAACAGGCUUUGCGCGCAGUGAGGUGAUGCAGAAGAGCUGUGCAUGUAAGUUCCUGUGCGGAAGGGACACCAGUGAACAGAUGAUCCUCAGCAUUGAUACUGCACUUGAGGAACGAAAAGAAUUCAAGGGGGAGAUAACAUUUUACAAGAAGAGUGCUGAUUUAUUCUGGUGCCUCCUGGACAUAGUUCCUAUUAAAAAUGAGAAAGGAGAUGUGGUCCUCUUCUUGGCAUCUUUUAAGGACAUCACAGACACAAAGGACAAGAUAAUCCCUGAGGGUAAGAGGGAAGGGAAGAACAAAGGCAAAGUCAAAACAGGGCCUCCCCUUAGUUCUGCCAGAAAUCGCAGCCGGACUGUCUUGUACCAGAUCUCUGGACAUCUGCACAGUCGGCAGAAGAAGAGCAAAAUAAAGCUGAACAAGAAUGUGUUUGGAGAUCUGCCGGCUCUUCCAGAGUACAAGGUCGCAGAUGCAAAGAAAUCAAAAUUCAUCCUGCUGCACUACAGUACCUUCAAAGCAGGCUGGGACUGGCUGAUCCUACUGGCCACAUUUUACGUGGCUGUGACAGUACCAUACAACGUGUGCUUCAUUGGAGAUGAUGACGACCUCACAAGGAGCACCACCGUCAGCGACAUUGCUGUAGAGAUUCUUUUCAUUAUUGAUAUUGUUUUCAGUUUUCGUACGACCUAUGUAAGCCAAUCAGGACAAGUUAUCUUUGAUGCUAAAUUAAUUUGCAUCCAUUAUAUGACCACAUGGUUCAUCAUUGACCUUGUGGCCGCCCUUCCAUUUGACCUUCUCUAUGCCUUUAAAGUCAGUGUGGUGUCAGUGGUCCAUCUUCUGAAGACAGUACGUCUGCUUCGCCUGCUGCGGCUGCUGCAGAAGAUGGACCGCUACUCCCAGCACAGCACGGUGGUGCUGACCCUGCUCAUGUCCAUGUUCGCUCUGCUGGCCCACUGGAUGGCCUGCAUCUGGUAUGUCAUUGGCAAGAAGGAGAUGGAGGCCAACGCAUUCUCCUGGGACAUUGGUUGGCUCCAGGAGCUGGGGAAACGCCUGGAGUCUCCGUACGUCAGUGGGAACAGCACGGCUGGCCCGCCCAUCCGGAGCGUCUACAUCACCUCACUCUACUUCACCCUCAGCAGCCUCACCAGCGUGGGCUUCGGCAAUGUCUCCGCCAACACAGACGCUGAGAAGAUCUUCUCCAUAUGCACCAUGCUCAUUGGAGCCUUGAUGCAUGCCCUUGUGUUCGGGAACGUGACGGCCAUCAUCCAGCGCAUGUACUCCCGCUGGUCCCUCUACCACACCCGCACCAAAGACCUGAAGGACUUCAUCAGGGUCCACCACCUACCCCAGCAGCUCAAGCAGAGGAUGCUGGAGUACUUCCAGACAAUCUGGUCCGUCAACAAUGGGAUCGACUGCAACGAACUGCUGAAAGACUUCCCUGAUGAGCUGCGCUCUGAUAUCACCAUGCACCUCAAUAAGGAGAUCCUGCAGCUCUCGCUGUUUGAGUCAGCCAGCAGGGGGUGCCUGCGAGCCCUCUCGCUCCACAUUAAGACCUCCUUCUGCGCCCCCGGCGAGUACCUGCUGCGGCAGGGCGACGCCCUGCAAGCCAUCUUCUUCGUCUGUUCGGGCUCCAUGGAGGUGCUGAAGGACGGGAUGGUGCUCGCUAUCCUGGGAAAAGGAGAUCUCAUUGGAGCAAACCUGUCUAUCCAUGACAGAGCUAUCAAGACAAAGGCAGAUGUGAAGGCACUGACCUACUGCGACCUCCAGUGCAUUAGUUUGAAGGGACUGUAUGAGGUGCUCGACCUUUACCCUGAAUACUCCCACAAAUUUGUGGAGGAUAUCCAGCAGGACCUCACUUACAACCUGCGAGAAGGACAGGGGAAUGACGUAUCCUCAAGAUUGUCCUACAAGGCACCAGGACCAGGAUCACAGGGGGAGGGAAAAGGUAACGGACGCAUCUCCCGGUGCUACCCUUCAAUUAUAGAAGACCAUGAAGAGGAGAAGGAAGGUGUGCCUGUAUCCUUUCUGGAUCGGGACAAGGACAAAGACAGGGUUCUCUACCUGAGGGAUUCAUCCACACAGAAGACCCCACCUGCUCUUGGCUCCUCCCAAAAGGAAUAUGACCCCAACCAGAACACAGGGACAGACAGUAAGACCAGGAAGCCGGAAAAGAAACUGAAGCCCCAUCUCUCUACUGACGGCAGUCUUGGCCCUAAAGACCUCAGGAUUGUGGAUGGUACAGAGGACUGUGCUGUUAUGGACAGACAGUCUGCAUCCUUUGAGUUCUCCCAGCAUCAGCUACACCAUUCUGCCACCACUGCAGAUUUCCUUCAGAUUAGUACAGAAGAAUUAACAGCAAAGACUGAGGAAACAAGAGGACAGUUGCUUCAGCUGAACCACGAGGUCAGAAUGUUGAGUAAGGAUGUCUCCGAGCUGGGUCAAGGCAUGAAGAAUUUGAUGUUCCUACUGGAAGAGUUUUUCUCUGGCCACAACACCACAGCAUUCUGCAACGCCCACUCAUCAGACACCUGCCCUACCCAUGUGACCCAGGCAGCCCCUCCCCUGCCUCCUUCCUGCUUGCAAUUUCAGCAGGACAGAGCACAGUUCUUCCAGGCCUCCACCUCAGUCCAGGCCACAAACUCUCCACAGUGCUCUACCAGACCUAGAACUGUCCCAUCUUCACAGAGACCUCCACAGCUUCACCUGGUUCACACUUCAUCCACUCCGGUGGAGGCACCUCAGUCUGCUGCCUCUGUCCCACCUCCGUGUGGCUUUAUGCAAUCUGUCCAGUGUACGUUCCCUCAGAGGGAUGCACACACGGCCACCUCACAGUCUCCUCCUGCUGCCUCGUGGACGCUACCUUUCAGGGGUGGACUCGCUGGCUUUCUGCGGUCUCAUAGCCUGGAGAACACCUCUGUUUCUUCUGAAGCAAAGCCAUCCACCUCUUUACAGAGACUGAGAAGUCUGCCUCAGGAAAUCCUACUGUCUCCCAGGGAUGCCGAAAUGGAGAGAGCCGCAGAUUCAUAGCGAGUGGAGGAGGCCGGGCGCAGCAGGUUUCGCUUUUCCUUGGAAGCCUGGUCUGUCCGACUCUGACAGCGUUACUCUGACAUUUCAAACGCAUGUUAAACAGGGUUACCGCUAUAGCUUUACGUUAUAGAGAUGUUUCUUUCUGCAUGGGUAGUAUAAAGGACGUCGACCUGACACUGCAUCUGCAGCUGCCAGGAGGCAGGGAGGAGCAGAGCAGAAGAACCCCUCCAAUGAGAGCGGCUGUUGUGUGAUUUUGAGCCAAGGGGGUUAUUGAUGCCUGCUCUUCAGCUUCCUGAUCCAGGGGGGGGGCGGCAGGGUAGGUAACAAAGCACCGGGUGCGAUUUGUGACAUUGAGGUGUUGAGUGAGGAAACCAUUGCAUGCCACUUUCUAGACAAUCAGAGGAUGAAUUGGAUGAGUAGGCUAAUAUUUAAUCCUUGCAUGACACUCUUAUGUAAACUAAGAUCUAAUCAAUUUGCAAAAGGAUGAUGGUUUUUGUUAAUAUUUGCACUAGUUCUUGUUUAACAGGACAUGAAUAAAACAGAAAUUAUCCCUGCUCUAUGAAUGAGAUUGAAAGGUAAUAUUUUACAUGUUCAGCACAAUAUAAAAGGCUAUAUUUUCUGUUUACACUUACAUUAGAACAAAUACAUCAAACAAAUGUGCACUCCCCAGAUCUUAGACGUUUCAUGUAAACAAUUUUAUGUGAAAUAAUAUGGUCUGAACUUUUAUCUAUAAAUAACCUUUUAUUUAAUAUUACCUAAGAUAUCUGAACUGCCACUUUUCAGAGAAUAUAAAUCAUAUGGAUCUACUGCUUAAAAGGUCAUAUGGUAGCUUACACCUAAUAUGCUUACAUGGAAUGUACUUUUUAUUCAUUGAUACAUUUUAUUAAAUGAAUUAAUAACAAAUAA
Anguilla anguilla (European eel) is the source of this 4276-nucleotide messenger RNA. RefSeq names its product potassium voltage-gated channel subfamily H member 8-like. Gene Ontology annotation, molecular function: voltage-gated potassium channel activity. The record is from RefSeq and is a predicted model, not a curated record. Gene Ontology annotation, biological process: potassium ion transmembrane transport; regulation of membrane potential. Gene Ontology annotation, cellular component: membrane. Bases 194 to 3370 code for a protein of 1058 amino acids. The transcript has 16 exons. Lineage: Eukaryota; Metazoa; Chordata; Actinopteri; Anguilliformes; Anguillidae.